Rhineura floridana is the source of this 7887-nucleotide messenger RNA. RefSeq names its product large tumor suppressor kinase 1 (gene LATS1). Gene Ontology annotation, cellular component: spindle pole. The record is from RefSeq and is a predicted model, not a curated record. Gene Ontology annotation, biological process: positive regulation of apoptotic process; G1/S transition of mitotic cell cycle; regulation of organ growth. The transcript has 9 exons. NCBI's taxonomy places the organism in Eukaryota, Metazoa, Chordata, Lepidosauria, Squamata, Rhineuridae. Gene Ontology annotation, molecular function: ATP binding; protein serine/threonine kinase activity; protein binding. The coding region runs from base 461 to 3847 and encodes 1128 amino acids.
GGAGAGAACAAGCCGGCGAAACACGCAAAGGACGACAGGAAAAGGUUUUACAUCCGGGAACCUUGGGCUACAGGCCCGCCGACAAAAUGGCGGCCCGGAACUGAACCCCGGAAAAAGGGGGGGGAGAGAAAUUGCAGGGAGGAGGGAACGAGCAACUGCUUCCAUCAACACCGGGGACCUAAACCUUGCAGCCACUGCAGAGAGGUUCCGCCGCGCCGCUACCGCCCCCCCUGAGAAUUCCUGGCCCUAAAAGCGCCGCCUCCUCCUGCUCCUCCUCCUCAGGCAGGUUUACCACAGAUAAAUUACAUUGAUUUCAAUGAAACUUUCUUCCAAGUUGGCUGGCCUAGGUUUGAAUGAAUGGUUGUACUACUGGAACCAAGGUCAACAGUGAAUUUUGAAGUUACUAUCCAACUUAUUGCUUAUAUUGAAAGUGAAUCUUUGUUAGAGGUUAUACGGUUUCAUGAAGAGAAGUGAGAAGCCAGAAGGAUAUAGACAAAUGAGGCCUAAAACUUUUCCUGCCAGUAAUUACACUGGUAGCAGCCGGCAAAUGCUGCAAGAAAUACGAGAAAGCCUUAGAAAUUUGCCCAAGCCCUCUGAUGCUGCAAAAACCGAGCAAAAUGUGGGUAAAAUAUCAACUGAUGAUCCUCGACAGGGCCGAAAUCCCCCUAAAUUUGUGACCUACCAUAAAGCUUUGCAAGAAAUUCGAAAUUCCCUGCUUCCAUUUGCAAAUGAAACAAAUUCUUCAACAAGAGGAACAUCAGAAGUCAAUCGACAGAUGUUGCAAGAUCUUCAAGCUGCUGGAUUUGAUGAGGAUAUGGUUGUACAAGCUCUAAGACAAACCAACAGCCGCAGCAUAGAAGCAGCAAUUGAAUUCAUAAGUAAAAUGAGCUACCAAGAUUCUCGGCGAGAACAGAUGGCAGCAGCAGCUGCUAGACCAGUUAAUGCAGGUACAAAACCACCAGGAGGAGUACAGCAAUCAGUCAACCGCAGGCAGAGCUGGAAAGGUUCUAAAGAAUCCUUGGUGCCCCAUAGACAUGGUCCUGCAUUGGGAGAUGGCCUAGCUUUUCAUUCAGAGAGCCCCAUUUCUCAGGCUGAUGGAGGAAGACCUUUGUCUGGCUCUGGAAUAGCAGCAUUUGCUCAGGCUCAUGCUGGUAAUGGACAAAGAGCAAAUCUGCCACCUCCACCUCAAAUAAGGAGUGUAACCCCACCUCCACUGUCUCCUAGGGGAACAACUCCACCUCCCAGGGGAACAAUUCCACCUCCUCCUUCCUGGGAAACAAAUUCUCAAACAAAACGGUAUUCUGGUAGCAUGGAAUAUAUGAUCUCUCGCAUUUCUCCAGUGCCACCAGGAGCGUGGCAGGAUGGCUAUCCUCCACAACCUAUAAAUCCAUCAUCUAUGAAUCCUCCUACACAGGGGCAAAGAGGCAUUAGUUCUGUUCCUGUUGGUAGGCAACCAAUAAUCAUGCAAAGUUCAGUUAACAAUAAAUUUAAUUUUUCUUCUGGAAGGGCUGGAAUACAAAAUGGCAAUUGUCAGGCUGAUUAUAUUGUUCAUCAAAAUAUUGUGCCUAGUAACUCAGCAACUCGUCAACCACCACCUCCUUACCCAAUGUCUUCGACAAGCCAGCAAAGUCCUACACCUUUGCAAAUGCAAGCAGGAGGAUCAGCAGCCCCUUCAACAUAUCCUAAUGGGAACAUUCCUCAAUCUAUGAUGGUGCCGAACAGAAACAGCCACAAUAUGGAACUUUACAAUAUAAAUGUUUCUGGAAUUCCAACAUCCUGGCCUCAAGCAACCUCUGGCAAUGGACAUGAACUCCCAACUUGGCAACCCAAUAUUCCAGUAAGGUCAAAUUCCUUCAAUAACCCUCUUGGAAACAGACAAAAUCAUGCUACCAAUUCACAACCUUCUGCCACCACAGUAACUGCUGUUACUCCAGCUCCUAUACAGCAGCCAGUAAAAAGUAUGCGUGUACUAAAACCAGAGCUGCAAACUGCUGUAGCUCCUGCUUACCCUUCUUGGAUAUCACAACAAAUGCAAGCUGUCCAACCCAUUACCUUUUCUGAGGGACCAUGUACAAAUAUGACAGUCAUGCCACCUGCAGCAGAAGUUCCAACCUAUCAAGGUCCACCACCACCUUAUCCAAAGCAUUUAUUACACCCAAAUCCACCUGUUGCUCCUUAUGAAUCUGUUGCAAAGCCUGGCAAGGAGGAUCAGUCCAGUUUCCCUAAAGAAGAAGAGAGUGAAAAGAAUGAGAGCAGUGAGGGAAUAGAUAGAGAGAAGAAGCAAAUAACAACUUCACCUGUUCCUGUUCGGAAGAACAAGAGGGAUGAAGAACGAAGGGAGUCCCGCAUUCAGAGCUAUUCUCCUCAGGCUUUUAAGUUCUUUAUGGAGCAGCAUGUGGAAAACAUACUCAAAUCUCAUCAGCAGCGACUGCAUCGUAAGAAACAAUUAGAAAAUGAAAUGAUGCGGGUUGGGUUAUCCCAAGAGGCCCAGGAUCAAAUGAGGAAAAUGCUAUGCCAAAAGGAGUCCAACUACAUCCGUCUGAAACGGGCAAAAAUGGAUAAAUCAAUGUUUGUUAAGAUUAAAACCCUUGGAAUUGGGGCAUUUGGAGAAGUGUGCUUAGCAAGAAAGGUGGAUACAAAUGCCUUAUAUGCAACAAAAACUCUACGGAAAAAGGAUGUGUUACUUCGAAAUCAGGUUGCUCAUGUUAAAGCUGAGCGGGAUAUCCUUGCAGAGGCUGAUAAUGAAUGGGUAGUUCGUUUGUACUAUUCAUUCCAAGAUAAGGACAAUUUGUACUUUGUAAUGGAUUAUAUUCCAGGAGGGGAUAUGAUGAGCCUGUUAAUUCGAAUGGGGGUCUUCCCAGAAAAUAUGGCCCGAUUCUACAUAGCAGAACUAAUCUGUGCGGUUGAAAGUGUUCAUAAGAUGGGAUUCAUUCAUAGGGACAUAAAACCAGAUAACAUUCUGAUUGAUCGUGAUGGCCACAUCAAAUUGACUGACUUUGGGCUUUGUACUGGCUUUCGAUGGACACAUGAUUCCAAAUACUACCAGAGUGGUGACCACCCACGUCAGGACAGCAUGGAUUUCAGUAAUGAAUGGGGAGAUCUAGCAAACUGCAGAUGUGGAGACAGGCUAAAGCCACUUGAACGUAGAGCAGCACGUCAGCACCAACGUUGUCUGGCACACUCAUUAGUUGGUACACCAAAUUAUAUUGCACCAGAAGUAUUGUUACGAACAGGAUAUACACAGCUGUGUGACUGGUGGAGUGUUGGGGUGAUUCUCUUUGAAAUGUUAGUGGGACAGCCUCCCUUCCUGGCACAAACACCAUUGGAAACCCAGAUGAAGGUUAUCAAUUGGAAAACAUCUCUACACAUUCCAGCACAAGCAAAACUAACUCCAGAGGCAUCUGACCUUAUUAUUAAGCUCUGCCGAGGGCCAGAAGAUCGUUUAGGCAAGAAUGGUGCAGAUGAAAUAAAAGCACAUCCAUUUUUUAAAUCUAUUGAUUUUUCAAGUGAUCUGCGGCAACAGCCUGCUUCCUACAUUCCUAAAAUUACGCAUCCCACAGACACCUCAAAUUUUGAUCCAAUUGACCCAGAUAAAUUAUGGAGUGAGGAUAAAGAAGGGAAUAUAAAUGACACACUUAAUGGGUGGUAUAAAAAUGGCAAACAUCCUGAACAUGCUUUUUAUGAAUUCACAUUUCGAAGGUUUUUUGAUGACAAUGGUUACCCUUACAGCUAUCCCAAGCCUAUUGAGUAUGAAUACAGUAAUUGUCAUAGAUUGGAGUCGCAGUCAGAUGAAGAUGAGGAGAGAACCAGAAGAGAGGUCCAAAAUCAUGAUCUAGUUUAUAUUUAGUGGAGGAGUUAAACCAUUCUUUGGGGUUUCUCAGAUCUAUGCUGCAACAAAGCCUGAGUUAUUGGGAAGCUGGUUUUCUGUACACUUGGGAUAGAGAGAAAGGAUAUAUGAACACUGUUGGUCCAAUAGUUUGUUCCUCCUGUACCUUUUUUCCCUUUCACAACACGUCCCUUUCAAGCAUUAAUUUAUUCCAGCAUUGUUAAUGAUUAAUAUAGAAAACAAUAAUGUUAGGAACAAUAAAUUAUAAAAUAAAAUGUUACGCCUUUUAUAAAGUAUUCAAAAUAGGAAAUACUAAUUUCUUUAGGAAAUUCGACAUUUCUCUAUUUGCAUAUAGACUACAUACAUUAAUUUUCCUCCCAGAAUUUUUCAGUGGUGUGGUUUUGUUUUUGUUUUGCCUUACAUUGACUAAAUAUCACCAAUACCCAGUACUUUUAAACUGGCAGUUGCUUUCCCUGGCUACUCACCUAAGUCCCACUCUGGGUAAGGCUGGAGAAAGUAAACUAAUUUGCUGGUAGGGUUUCCCAGGCACUCUGCAGGAUUUUUGGGUGUGGAACAAGGAAGCCUAAAAUUAUAAUCCUAAACUUGGAAGUGAGUAAGCCCUGUUGAAUGUAGUGGUACUUCUGAAUAAGCAUGCAUAGGGUUGUGCUGUUUGUCUGUGUUUCCUGUGGCAAUAAAUGAUGAAAACACUAGCUAAUAUUUUAAUUUUGCUUGACUGUUUUGUGAAGCGUAACUAAUUGAGGCUGAUGGGGGGGGCAUGCAAGGUGAUACUGACCUAUUAUGAAAUGUCUUUUUUUUUUACUGGUUCCUCUCAUCCUGUAUAAAGAAAAGACUGAAAAUGAUUGGGUUGCUGUGAUAUAUACUUGCCAAGAAGUCUUACACUAUCCCAGCAUUAGCCAGUGAGAUAUGCCAUAAUUAGGGUCCCUCCAAUUCCAUUAUUGCUGUAUCAUUCUAAACCAAAGGGCUUGUUUUACAAACAGAUGAUUCUGUCCUUUGCUCCCAGAUUAAGUAAUUUGAAUAGAACUCACAUUCCUGUUUAAUGGGAAUUAAGCAUAAUUUGCUUUCUCAAGUAAACUGUUUUGUGGUUCCUUUGAAGUUGCAAUCUCUUCUAUCAUCAUCCUAUUAAUACACUAAAUCCUAUUUUCCAUGGUAUUCAGACAACUUCUAUAGCUCUCCUUGCAUGUUGGCAUGAAGAUAUUUCUUGCUUCCUGCUUAGAGGUAAUAUGUCCCUGUUGCAGAUAACUGUUCUGCCUGGAAAAACUAUGUUUACCUCAAUGAUUGGACACGGUUAAUAGUUCUUCAUCCCAGAACCAGCUGCUUUGAACUAAUGGGAAACUGCAAAUUAUAUAGUUUUGCUUGCUUGAUUUUAAAUGCAGUUUUCCCCACAGAUGAUGCUGAACUAUAAGCGUGUGAGUGACCCCUUCAAGCCCAUAUGCUAGCUUUCCUACUCCUGAAGAAUUAGCAAGUUCAACAUCCUAUCUUUAGUGUAUGUAGAGCUUUUAGCAUUAACCAGGGUAUCUUGUGAAAGUUCUGUGCACGUUCAGAUAACCUUGCUCCCACACACUGCAAGACAUGUUCUGUGUAUGGAGCCAAAGUGUGAACCAGACUUUGGAAUGUUUAACUUUAUCGUUAUAGAGGAGGAUGCAGUGUACAGGUCUAACUUUUUAAGAUUUGUCUUUGUAAAAUAAGUCCUAUUUUAAAGAGGAUUUCAAGGGUUGUCGUUUGUUUAAUAUUGAUAGGUGUUCCAGUUAAACUGGCAAGUUUUUUUUUAUUUGUCCUGCAAUAAAAUGUAAUAUAUUCCUGGCUAAAGCCAGAUAAAUGUAAUCUGCUAUUUCUAGGUUAAGUACAUAUGCAAAAUUGCUUUAUUUUCAAAACAUAAUGUUCAUCUAAACAUAAUGUUCAUCAUCUAAACUCAAAGAGUGCAAUCCAGAGAAAGUUAAGCACACAUCACAUUGAGACCAAUUGGUGAUGAGUUGGUCAACGUAUUCCAUGCUGUGGUCACUUCUAGACUGGAUUAUUGCAAUGUGCUCUGUGUGGAGCCGCCCUUGAAGAUGAAUUGGAAACUUCAAAUGCUUCAAAAUGUAGCAGCCAGAUACUGGCUGAGUUUCUUCUUAGAACUCAUUUAACCCCUGCAUUAGUUGCCAGUUUGUUUCAGGGGCAAAUUCAAAGUACUCACAUUAGUGUUUAAAGCCCUAAACAAUUUAGGCCUCAAAUAUCUGAAAGACUGCCUGCCUCCUUCCCUACAGAUCUUCUCAGGUAUUAAGAUCAGCAAAGGGGGGCCUUUUGGUAGCUCACCACCCUCAGACUUUUUUUGGGGGGGGGAGAGGAGAGCAUUAUCUGUGGCAGUUCCUAGGUUAUGGAAUUCCCUCCUUGAGGAGGUGCAUCUGGCAUCUUUAUUAUAUAGCUUCCUUUGUAUGCUUAAAAUAAUACCUCUUUAUGCUGGCCUUUGACACCUGAGAUACAUGUUUUCAUGACCCACCCUAUUCCUGUGAUUGUAAUUUGUUUUACACUAUUUUAAACAUUGAAUUUUAAAUUGUUGUAACCCACCCUGGGACCUGGCAAAGUGGGGGUAAGAAGCCUAAUAAUAAUAAUAAAUAAGUCCACAGAUAAAGCCCAUUACUUUCAUUUAAACCUGACUAAACUUCACCUUUCUAGAUAAUGCCCAUUAUUGCUUUUAGCUGAGAAGUGAUGAUGUAAUAUUCACAAAUGUAUAUUCCAAAUUAAUUAUUUUAAUUACGUUUGUUAAUAUUUAUAUGCAGAGAAAUUAUGUAUGUGAUGUAACUCUGCCAUUUUGGAACAUUUUAAAAAUUAAAUUCUGCCUCAUUUGUUCCAUCUAAAACAUUCCAACAAAUAGUACUCCGUUAUGGAAAAGGAUACUAAAUUAGGAUUACUAUUGAUUGUGAGGUCUUCAUAUAAACAUGGAAAAUCAUGUUUUUCUGCUAUAUGUGACUUAGUCUUGAACCUAUUUUUCAUUUGUCAGGCUGGAUUUAUUGUAGCAUAAGCUUUUACUAGGAAGAGCCUACUUUAUUACUUUGCAUGGUCUUAUUGCCAAGUUGUGCCCUUAGAAAAGAGAACAUAAGCAAUUGUGAUGUCAUACUUCUGAAACUGCAUUUUGUCCAUGUGUAGAUUUCAUACUUUUUUCAAAGUAAUCUUUAGUGUAGAUUCAGAAUACUUUGUAGUCUGCAUAAUUUGCAUUUUUCUGUGUGGAUGUUUCAAUCCUAUUUUUUGGUUUUGUAGUAUAUUCAAACAUAAAUUCAUCUUUGUGGUGGGUCUGAACAAAAGAGGAAAAAACAAAAUUGCUUCAUAUUUGGUUUCCAAAUAUGAAAAGGUUUUCACUUAAAAUAUCAUUGUUUUGCUCUUCCACAUAUAUACAUAUGACCUGUAUUUAUAAAAUGUUCUAUAAUCAUGUAAUUGUAUUGUAAAUACCGUUGUACUAUUCACUUACAUUCUAUCCUUGGGCAGGCCCUCUUGCUGAUUCUUUUCUACCUUAUUUUACCUUAUUUGUAACAGAAUCUGUACAAUAUUACACUAAAACUUUUUUUGAGAGUUAAAAAAAAUCUGUUGCAGUAUGCAAAGCUGUGAUGAAGAACCAGUUCUUUGGAUUUUGUUGAUAUUGUACAUCUGCUAGAGAAUGCAAUGUGAGUGGGUUCAUAGAUGCUGCUCUGUUACCCAAACUACCAAUUAGCUUUUGGCUGCAAAUGUAUCUGGUAUUUGAAACAAGGAGUUAGUAAUUGCUUUAAUGCAGCCAAAGUAAAGCAAUGGUAUAUUUGGGUCAACUUGUGAUAGUAUAACUUUGAAGCGCCUUAACAUAUCCUCCAGUGAAAGGUACUACUCAAGUUUACUUUUAUAUUGCAUUUUGUAUAUAUGCCUUUUAUAUUGUAAACACUCUGCUGAUAAACAUUACACUUUUAUUAAAAAAAACUGUAGUUUGAGAUAAGUGCCUUGGCAGACAAUAUAACUGAAUCAUCUUUACAUAUUUCUGCAUAUAAUAACCAUUUGGUAAAUUCUCUGUGUGUCUUAUGAAGCUCUUUCUACUUUUUAAA